Anopheles bellator is the source of this 540-nucleotide messenger RNA. RefSeq lists its product as uncharacterized. The record is from RefSeq and is a predicted model, not a curated record. Lineage: Eukaryota; Metazoa; Arthropoda; Insecta; Diptera; Culicidae. The transcript has a single exon. Bases 73 to 438 code for a protein of 121 amino acids.
UUGAUUGAAGUCAGAACGUUCUGAUACAAGAAAUAAAAGAUCGAAAUCGACAAGAAAUAAAAGCAAUUUGUAAUGCCUCUGUUUCAGCAACCACGUUGGCUACGUAGAUUGAUUCGGCGUCGAACAAAUCCUAUUCCUUUGGAUCGUGCACAUCUGUGGAAGAAACGAUUAAGUUUGUUCUACGCUAUCGUCGCCUGGAAUGCCUUUGGAGGCGUUUGCUACAUGGUUUACACCGGGCGCAAUGAUUGGGCAAAGUUUUAUGGCUACAAAACGGAAGAAGAAUCGCGUGUACCGCAAGCCGUCCGAUUUGCUAAACAGUUAAAUCUCCCAAACGCAAAGGUGCUCAAAUUCAGCGGACUUUCCAAGGCAGAUGAGUACGAACUGAAAGAGCUCGAAGUAAUCCGUUCAACAGACUCGUCUCCGAAAGAAGAAAAUUAAUAAGGGCUUCUUUGAUUAGUUUCCAUCCCGCGUCGCUGAUUUCAAGGCUGUAUUUCCAAUAUUCGUUAAUAUAAAGCUCGUUAGUUUAGCGUUUUUUCAUGA